Oncorhynchus gorbuscha (pink salmon) is the source of this 481-nucleotide messenger RNA. Its product is annotated as ETS-related transcription factor Elf-2-like. Bases 89 to 466 code for a protein of 125 amino acids. The transcript is spliced from 3 exons. Lineage: Eukaryota; Metazoa; Chordata; Actinopteri; Salmoniformes; Salmonidae. The record is from RefSeq and is a predicted model, not a curated record.
UGAGAUUUCCUCUGGCGGCGGAGUGAUUUUUGGCUGCCUUUUUGCAUUUCAGUGUGAAGUCAAUGCGAAUCUGCAACACGGGAAGAACAUGGCGACUUCACUUCAUGAGGGGCCCGCUAACCAACUCGAUCUGCUCAUCAGAGCAGUGGAGGCGUCCGUCCAUUACCAACAGUCUGGCACCAGCAUCUACUGUUCUGAUAAGACCAUCGAGGCUGCCGAGGCUCUGCUGCACAUGGACUCUGUUACCAGCCUGAGAGGAGACCGCAGCCCAGAUGUGUUCAUCCCGGCAGGGUGUGGGACCACCCCAGACUUCAUCCACGCGGCGAUGCGUCCAGACGUGAUGACCGAGACUGUGGUGGAGGUGUCUACGGAAGACUGUAUGGACGAGGACAUGGAGGUCACCCUCAUAGAGGAACCAGACGAGUCAGAGCCUGACCAACAUCCUGUCAAGAAGAAGAAAGGUUAGUGAUGAGGACACGGA